Aspergillus ochraceoroseus IBT 24754 is the source of this 234-nucleotide messenger RNA. RefSeq names its product NEDD8 family protein RUB1. Bases 1 to 234 code for a protein of 77 amino acids. The transcript has 4 exons. NCBI's taxonomy places the organism in Eukaryota, Fungi, Ascomycota, Eurotiomycetes, Eurotiales, Aspergillaceae. Gene Ontology annotation, cellular component: nucleus; cytoplasm. Gene Ontology annotation, molecular function: ubiquitin protein ligase binding; protein tag activity. The record is from RefSeq and is a predicted model, not a curated record. Gene Ontology annotation, biological process: protein neddylation; regulation of proteolysis; modification-dependent protein catabolic process.
AUGUUGAUCAAAGUUCGCACACUCACUGGAAAGGAGAUCGAGCUGGAUAUUGAGGCCGACUACAAAGUAUCUCGGAUAAAGGAGCGUGUUGAAGAGAAGGAGGGUAUCCCGCCAGUUCAACAGCGGUUAAUUUACGGUGGAAAGCAAAUGGCCGAUGACAAGACCGCCCAAGAAUACAACCUCGAAGGUGGUGCAACGCUACAUCUCGUCCUUGCUCUCCGAGGUGGUUAUUAA